AUGUUAAGAAAUAUAAUUGUGAUAAUUGUCUUGAGUAGAUUUGCAUGUUGCAUAAAUCAUGAACAAGAAGAUUAUAUCCAAGUUGAAAACAAGGGAACAGCUCGAAGUUCCCCACCUUAUAAAGUUCCAUAUUAUGAUUCGAAAAAUCAGAAAAAAGUUUACACAAACAAAGGUGAACCACAAAAGUCUGCAAAAAUUAUUAUAAGAUACGAACCAACUGAUAAUGUUCGAGUGAUGACACCAAUAUCAAGAGAAGAUAUCAGAAUGAUAAAAAAGUUAUCAUUUCAUGGUAGAACUCCACCAUCGUCUACAAACAAUAAAAACACAACUGUUGGCAUGUCGCGAUCUUCAUCACCUAAACAAUUCAAUCUGAAUCAUAGGAAAUAUGAACAUCAACAGAAAUUUGAUUCAGAACGCAAUCGUAUUAAUAAUAUCAGAGUAACAGAUAAGAAAUUCAUUCCUAAAGAAAAAGGUUUUCUUCCGUUGUUUAAUCCGUCGCCUAUAAGCAUUCAACCAAUUGAACCUCGAAGCUUUGAAACGACGAGAAAUUACGUUGAUUUCCUUAAAAUGCGUAAUCAGAAGUAUUACGAUGAGCUUGACGAAGACUCGAACGAAGACAUUAACCAAGAGCCAAACGAAGAAAUUGAAUACUUUGUGAAACGUGAAAAGGAACUUGUGGAAGAGCAACGACCGAAGCUUGAACGUGAAUUCAUUGCAACUGAAAGUGGGGAUAUUGAAAGCAUAAAUGAUCAAAAUAUCGAUGAAAAUAUGAACAGACAAAACGUUGAGGUUUACAACAAUGAAAACGAAAAUGAUGACAAUGAAGACCAAAUGUCUUUGAGAAAUGAAAAAUUUAUUCCAUUUCGAUUGUACGCUCAAGUAAGACAUGUUGAAGCUGAAAGUCACAAACCAAAGUCUUAUGCUUCACAUCCACAAGCGAAGGAAAGAUUAACAUUGGAAAAGAAAAACUUGUACUACAAAGAAGAAGGUUUCGAAGACACUGAUUAUAACCACGGAAGUGAAAAAGUAAAUUCACAUUUUAGAGUACGAAGAGAUGCUGAAGAAGAAGUUGAACAACCAAUGGCUCUUGCCAUUAUAAAGAAAUCUGAUUUACCUGAGCUGACGGGAGAAAAGCUUUUAAAGCAAUUAGAUGAAUUGUUGAAAAAAACUUCUUUGUAUCUCCCAGAUGAUGACGACGAAGAUGAUGUAACUGAUAAUGAAAGCAGGAGGAAGAGACGACUUUCAAAGACAAUUUAUGGAACAAAAACAAAUACGAAAUCUCAUAAAUAUCCUUACUAUAAUCUCCCCGACUCACAGACACUCGAUACUAUGUCAGCUUUCAGAUAUUCGGAAAAUAUAAGAAAUUUCCCACGAGCUAAAGAAUCACUUUACAAUUUUAAAAAUGCAAAAAUUUGUGAAGAUAUCGAUCGUGAUAUAAAUCCUGUCCCACAUGACAUUGAAGAAAAAGGUAAACGAACAAGUUACAACAAAUCACCUCAGAGAUUAAAUGACUUGGGAGAAAAAAUUUCAUGUUAUAAAACAAAGUAUUUCGGAAAGGAACCUUUCGAUAAUCCUUUGUUUAAAGAGAAAUAUGUGGCAGCGUCAAUUCCAAUUCCAUUAAAAGAUUCGACUGUCAUUCCGCAUCAAGUAAAUCCUCUCAUAACUGUUUACGAUGAUGUCAUAAGUAACAUAAGGGCAGCAUUUGCAGAUGAAUUGAAAAAGAAGCAAGAAGAAGAGGCGCUUAGAACAACCACGACUACACUAGCACCAUUGCCUGUAACUAAACCUUAUAGCUACUCAAAAGUUUCAGCUCCAGAUAUAAGAAUUGUCAAUUUAAAUUAUUCUCCUGGUGCUGGCUCUAUUCGCCUGCCACUUUAUGAUGCCACAAAUUAUUACCCAAAGCCAAAUGUAACAGCAAAAAUAGAAACUUCUUCAACUCCAUCCAUCAAAUACGCUUACAAAUUGGAAUACUUUGAUAAACCAAUUCCAGAUCCCUCAGGCCAUCAAAUCAUUAAUCAAAAAGCAGGGGAAAAAGUCAUCAAAAACUUAAGGCCACCAAACUUACAACCUGAUCAUAGAAGGAGAAGAAAUCCCGCAAAUCAAAAAAAUUUUCAACAAGUUCGAAGUCAAACUGUGUCACAUUAUCUUCAACCACCAAAUGCGGCGAAUGAAAGGUUUAAAUUUAAGCUUCUUUAA
Molecule: messenger RNA, 2196 nt
Organism: Clunio marinus
Lineage: Eukaryota; Metazoa; Arthropoda; Insecta; Diptera; Chironomidae
Source: the annotation of a GenBank genome assembly